GUGAUGUCCAAUAGAGAGAGGAGGAAACACAACACUGUAGACAGCUUGCGCUCCGCUGGCCUGAAACGCCAUCUUAAACAGAAAGGGGGUUUAAACAGGGAGAGAGCAGGAAAGAGGAAAUAACUCUCUAAUUGUCUUGUUUUUCGUCGCCGGGUCGCUCUGGAGCUGUAUUUAUUAGUCAUGGCUUUGGGCGUUUACACCUCAAAAUAACGGCGUGAGGAAACCAGCACGGCACUUGUUAGCCUCUCGUCAGCUAGCAAGGGGGAGGGGUGGUGGUGGAGGGUUUCUGGAUCCUUUUUUUUCGCAGCAGAACUUGUUUGUUUAUGUUAUUCCAAACGGACAUGUCCUCUUCAAACCCAGAGUUACCAGACCCAAAUCUGGGUAUGGGGGCAAGUGGGACCCAAGGGAGUGGAGGGGCUGUUGUACCAAAAGGGAACAACAAAAGAAGAGCUGCGCCGGCCUUUGACGAUGAUGAUGAUGACGAUGAAGGGAGCAAGCUCUUCAGGUGUGAUGAUGACACAGGAGGCUCCAACAAUGAUAAAGAGCGCUUUGCAAGGGAGAACCACAGUGAGAUUGAGAGGCGGAGGCGGAACAAGAUGACCGCCUACAUCACAGAACUGUCAGACAUGGUGCCGACGUGCAGUGCACUAGCACGAAAACCUGACAAACUUACCAUCCUACGAAUGGCCGUGUCUCAUAUGAAGUCCCUGAGAGGAAGUGGAAAUACCAAUGCAGAUGGGUCAUACAAACCUUCCUUUCUCACUGACCAGGAAUUGAAGCACCUCAUACUAGAAGCAGCUGAUGGCUUCUUAUUCGUGGUGUCGUGUGAGACCGGCCGCAUUGUUUACGUCUCUGACUCCAUCACACCGGUCCUCAACCAGUCACAGUCUGAAUGGCUCGGUUCAUCCCUUUAUGAUCAGCUUCAUCCAGAUGACACAGAAAAGCUCAGGGAGCAGCUCUCUACUGCGGAGAAUAACAACACAGGGAGGAUGUUGGACCUAAAGACGGGAACAGUAAAGAAGGAAGGCCAGCAGUCAUCAGCCAGAAUGAGUAUGGGAGCCCGUCGAUCGUUCAUCUGCAGAAUGAGAUGUGGCUCUUGUCCGGUGGAACCAUUAUCUAUGAACAGACUGAACUUCCUUAGGAACAGACACAGGAAUGGUUUGGGUACAGCCAAGGAAGGGGACCCCCAGUACGUAGUGGUCCACUGUACAGGAUACAUCAAGUCCUGGCCCCCUGCAGGAGUGUCACUAACAGACGAUGAAGCAGACAACACUCAGGGGAGCCGCUACUGUCUAGUUGCUAUUGGAAGAUUACAGGUGACUUGUUGCCCAGGUGACACAGACAUCAACAGUAUCAGUGUUCCAGCAGAGUUCAUCUCACGUCAUAACUGCCAGGGCAUGUUCACCUUCGUAGACCACCGCUGCAUGGCCGCUGUCGGCUACCAGCCACAGGAAUUACUAGGGAAGAGUAUUCUGGAGCUCUCCCACCCAGAGGACCAAGGCUUACUGAGAGACAGCUUCCAACAGGUGGUGAAACUGAAGGGCCAGGUCUUGUCAGUGAUGUUUCGGUUUCGCUCCAAAUCCAGAGAGUGGAUCUGGAUGAGGACCAGCUCCUUCACCUUCCAGAACCCAUUUUCAGAGGAGAUUGAGUAUAUCAUCUGCACCAACGUCAAUGUCAAAAACUCAACUCAGGACCCCCUCACUCCAAUCUCCUCCCCAGGGGGUUCGCUGCCCCCCUCCCUUGGUCAGGGCAGUCCAAACUGCCCUCCUGUUGUGCUCAGUCCUGGGCAGGUGGCCACCAGGCAGUUGCAGCAGCAGCAACAGGCUGAGCUUGAGGGAGGCGGAGCCAGAGACGGUCUGUAUGAGGCUGGUCCAAUCACAAUGUCACAGAUGCCAGUGCAGCCUGUAACAGCAGCAGGACCGGACCACAGUAAGAGCCUUGACAAGCCAGAGCUCUACCCCUCCCUCUACCAAGGGCCAGAUCAGACCAAGGUUCUGUCUUCCACCCCCAACCCCUCCACACAGAUCUACCCUCAAGCCAACAGCUUCCCUGCUGCUCGUACCAAUGAGCCGUACAGGCAAGUCAACAUGGCUCCUCAGAUGACUCAGCCGGCUCAUUCAGCAAGAGAGAUGCUGGCUCAUAUGUCUCGUCAAAACGGAGCCCCACAUUCUGUUACUCCCUCCAGCACUGGCAGCCCCCUCCACGGAGGACCAGCCGGAGGAUGGCCUGGAGCUGCGGCUGGAAUUAGACAACAGUUUAAUAACCAGCAGGUGGCUCCCCAGGCAGCAAAGACCAUGUCCCCACAGUUUGCUCCCAUGGGAGGAUUUGGAGGUGGUUCAUCCAACUCUUUUGGCCAGAUGCCUACAGGUGCCGCGCCCACCCCCACCAGCGGUGCAAACUACCAGCCAAUGAAUAACCGUGCCAACCUCAACAGCAAUGGUUAUGAUGGCUCUCAGUCCGGGGCUCAGUUCCCCUCUCGGGCAGCAGAGGCAGUGUGGCCUCAGUGGCAGGGCCAGCAGCACUCGCAGAGUAAUGCAGAGCAGCAUCCUCACGCUCAGGGCAACCAGCAAGACAUGUUUCCUGACGUGCUGUCUAUGCUGGACCAGCCUGCCAACUUCAACAGCGAAGACUUUGAGAUUCAAAUCUACCCUUCGUUUAAUGAGUGACCUGGUCGAUACAUCUCCACUGGUCUUUUUGACUUUUUUGCCCUCAGUCUCUCUUUGUAUACAGCUCUUCUGCUCCUCUUUGCGUCCUGCUCCUGAGAGUGGCACUCUUCCCUUGCUUUGCAUGGCUUUAAUUGCACUGCCACAAGAUAGAGGGAGAUAUCUACCUGCAGAUAUAAAGGGGAGGAAAAUCAAGGAUUUGCUACUGACAAAAAAGAUUAUUUAAAUAAUUUUCCAGCCAUUGUAAGAGAAUUCUUUAGCUAGCACUGCCCAAAGCUCAACAGCCUAUGUUGUAGAUAUGUGAAAUAUAUAUAUAUAUAUAUAUAAAUAUAUAAAACCGCACAAUCACACAACCACACUUGAAUAGACUGCACGAAACACUCUCUUAAACUCUGGUAAACAAACACCAGGUUAAACACACAAGACUCACAAAGGCCUUUUAGUUUUAGUCUCCCUAGUUUUUUUUCUCAGGCAUAGAUGAAGAGUGUUUUUUUGAUGUUGUUGGCCUUUAGCAUGUAGACUAAUCACUCCAAUCGUUGAUUUAAACUCUCAGGAAAUUGCAGGGAUAUUCAGCUUUGGUGAUUUUUAAAUUCUCAGUUGUUGCACGCAAACCACCACUCUCUGUGCUAACCUCACUCACAGUUCACAGUUUGAAAUCCACAGCAUGUCUCUGCAUGUCGGCACUGCUUUCAUGGAGCGCUUCUACAAUACGUAGAUUCAUACAGAGGACAGUUUUCUAUGUACAUUGGUGGCUUCACCUUUACAUUUGAUGAUUUUGUGUUUCCUCUUGAGGAUUUUUUCAGUUUUUUUUUCAUUAUUGGAUGAUGUACUUUAACAAACAGAUAAUGAGUAUUAGAAAGGCUACAUACUGUUUGUCAAGGUGCCCGGUGAGAAAUGUAAACAAUCUAUUUUUCUUUGCCUAUAUAAAUAUAUAUAGAGUGCGUAUGUGUGUAUGUAAAAAUGAUACAUACAGAGCCAUUAUUAACUUCAACACAGUGGUAGGGUUUUUGAUUUGAUAGUCUUGUUUGUGUCGCCCUUUUAUUAACCUGAACCAAGUAUGAGCUUUUUGUACUUAUUUUGUAAAUGAAAUUCAAAAGAAGUCACACAGCAAUAAUUAACAAGCAGGAAAUGUGUACUUUUAAAGCCAUUCUUUAAUGUUUUUAUUAAUGUUGUCUUUGAUUAUUGUUUUUUAAAUGGAGAGAUGUGAUAGUAAUGCUUGAUUAACUUAAAUUGUUUCCCAGUAUUUUAUUAUAUUUUAAACUUUUGAUGACCUCUCCACUGCCCUUUUCUGAUUGAUAUUUUAUUAACGGUUUAAUCAGGGUGUGAAGGAUCAAAAUGGAAUUUAAAAAUCAGUAUGAUCUGUUCACAAAAUGGACUGAUCAUCUUCGACCACCUGUGUUUUACAAUCAUAUUUUGGUAAGUUGUAUCAUAGAGGAAUUUUUUGGGUUAAGACUUGAUACUUUUAAAACGUUUUAACAGGUAGUGAAAUUGGCCCUUUUUUUAUUGCUGUUGAAAAUCUGCAAACACAAUGACUAAUGAUGUACGUGUAUGUAAACCCAUGCUGAUAAUCGUCCAGUUUUCUUCCUAAAGAGGCUUGUAUGCUGGUGACUGUGUUGUCUUUGUUAUUGUUGUUUGGUUGCUCUGUAUCCAGGUUUUUUCAAUGAUGUGAACUUUUAUCAAUUAGAAACACAAAUAUAUAAAUAUACUGUAUAUGUCUAUGAAAUGUUGAAUGAGAGAAAGAAAUGUUUGGUUUUUGUAUUAAAUUGUUAUAUUGUUGAAAA
Molecule: messenger RNA, 4444 nt
Organism: Notolabrus celidotus (New Zealand spotty)
Lineage: Eukaryota; Metazoa; Chordata; Actinopteri; Labriformes; Labridae
Product: aryl hydrocarbon receptor nuclear translocator-like
Exons: 20
Coding region: 324-2666 (780 amino acids)
Biological process (GO): regulation of transcription by RNA polymerase II
Cellular component (GO): transcription regulator complex; cytoplasm; nucleus
Molecular function (GO): DNA-binding transcription factor activity, RNA polymerase II-specific; RNA polymerase II cis-regulatory region sequence-specific DNA binding; protein dimerization activity
Source: RefSeq, a predicted model, not a curated record